UAUAUGAGUGAUGGGGUAUGAAUGUGGUCAAACGGCGGUAGCACUGCCACCGCGCUUUAGGCUGACCGCAUGCAGGCCUUCCGCAGAUCCCGCCGUUUGGCUCAUUGAAAGAUGUUCCCCACGGCAGAUGGCCUGUAUCAACUCACAUGAGCAGGACUCAGGAGCAAUAUUGUGCACACACAGAAUAUUUUCAUCGAAUCCCCGACAUUCUCAGAAUACAAAUGUCGGCUUUGAUCGUCGCCUACCAAAUUUCCCGGGCGCCACCUAGAACUUCUACCCAGGGCACUGAACACUCCAGGCAAGUCAAACGGGGAGCUGGGGUGGAAAUCGGCUACUGGAUGGUUCCGGAUGGAUGUGGCCCACAUAAUGGGCAGGGAUGGGCAGAAUGGCAAAUACUUUAUUCGGGUGUAUUGAACGGGGCAGGAGAGGGUGAAACGCCGCUAAGACAAGAGAUCACCAGAAUGUCCUCCCCCUUGCAGAAUGCGUCUUCUAGCACAUUUGACGCAUCAAUCCUCACCCUUCAGGCCGACUUUUCCAGUGGCCUCACCCUUUUGACAACAGCUCCCACUGCCAAUGAAUUCCUCAGAGCUACAGAGGGUCCAUUUGCGGAGUUGAAAGAGCUAGUUAUGCAGCAUACUUCAAUUGCAAACAGACCACGGUUUCAACCCCUCGCCCCCCCAGAGAAAAUUUUGAAGGAGAUUGUGCAGAAGAUAUGGGGUCAUUCAUCUGUUCAGACAGUUGAUGAUAUUGGCAAGAUUCUAGAGAACGGACACGUCACAGAUGAUUUGAGCCUCGAAGUUUUUUUGGAAGCUUGCAUCGCAGGCUAUGCCAAGAAAAGGGAGAGGUCACCCCAAGAAGUCAUGAAACGUUUCCGAUUACACAAUCCUUCUGAAGCGGGCCAAACGGCCUGGCAGGCAUGGCUCAAGCUUCACUCUGGAAUUGAUAGUCAAGAGGCUGCAAGGCUGCGUAAAUCACACCAAGAAGCUGUUGAGAAGCACUACCCCGAUUGCACGGCAGAGGCGAAUGCAUUUUACGAAAAAGUUCUGAUACAUUGUGGAGACAUUGUUUUGUCAAAGGAUGAAAGGGAUGCUAAACCCAAUGAAGGCCUCUAUCUGUUGCAGAAGGUAACCGGAAACUCUCUGAUGAUCAUGGAAAUGGUCAAAGCUAUGGGCCUACCCCUUGCAGAGGAUGCCGCAUUGGCGAUGAGAAACUUUUACGAUGGAAUAAAGGCAUUCAGCCCAUAUCAACCUGACGCCAUCAAACAGAGAGACUUCCGUCAUCAUCUUGGAGCAUUUAACAACUCCAAAAUGUCUACCAGCGAGGUAUUUGGGGCCUCUGGUCUCAUGAAGUCCAUUGUGACGCAGGCGAAGCAAAGCGUCCAUUUCAGUGAUGAUCUGGACCGAUAUUUGGGUAACACUACUGCGAAAUCAGAGGUUGAGUGUGAUGCAGAGGAUGUGGAUUAUCACACACCUUUAUUGAAGAUGAAGGAAGGCCUGAGCACUAUAGACCAGGCAUAUGGGGCGCAUACUGUUUGCUGCACUGAUUGUGCUGGGAAGCUCAAAGCCAUGAUUUGUCAGGUGAAAGUCACCUGGUCAGAAACCUCUGGAACGCGCACUGCACUCCAACAGUACCUGAAGCGUGAGGUGUUACACUAUGCACUGGAUGGGAAUGGCAACGUCAGUAAAUAUGCAUUACCUCAAAAUGAAGUAAGGAGAGCAGUUGGGAAAACGGCCAUCAUCCCGGCAUCAUCCCACAAACGUAAGGGAAGCACCCCAGACCCUACCACUGUGUCUAUGGAAUGA
Cantharellus anzutake is the source of this 1802-nucleotide messenger RNA. RefSeq lists its product as uncharacterized. The record is from RefSeq and is a predicted model, not a curated record. The coding region runs from base 147 to 1802 and encodes 551 amino acids. The transcript is spliced from 9 exons. Lineage: Eukaryota; Fungi; Basidiomycota; Agaricomycetes; Cantharellales; Hydnaceae.